AUGUCUGACGUUUGGGCGUUGUUUGACUCUGACGAACCCGUCGAGUUGAAUUCGGCAAAACUGUGUAAACAUUUUUCCUCCUCGGCGCUCCGACUCGACGAAGACGUGGUUGUCGCAUCUUCGACAUCUCGCGAACGCGUCUACGCAAGACUUGAUGCAGGAAAAAUCGCGAGCGAGCAUCCAUUCUUCGCCCCGACUCGUGCUCUUUGGCCAGCGCAUGAACUUGUCGACGAUUCAUCAAACAUGAACAUGCGAGUGCGCGCAUUCGUUGAGUCGCUCACUGUCGACGCCUCUGAGCGGGCAGGCAUCAUCGCCGAAAGGCUUCGAGGAUGCCAGCCGGAGGGGCAGGUUGCGGCGGAGGCUCUUAUUAGAGCUCAAACAGCUUGCGGUGCCAGGGAUUGGCCGUUGACGCUCCUCUCCGCUGUCCACUGCAUGUCCGCCCACUCCCGCCAACUUGAUAUAGGUGAUUGGCCUAACUACUCAUGGCAGUUGUCGCACUUCUUUGCUCUCGGCUUUUACAUCGGCGCUAGACUAUCCAUAAAUAUGAUGAGGAAUGGUGAAACAGUAAUCGAGCAAAAUACAAGUGAAAAUACGAUAAAUAAAUCUGCAAUUGAUAAUAACCGGCGGGCUCACAUCCCCACUGCGGAGGCCAUGAACAAAGCGUAUGGGAAAUGCGAAACAGUUUGCUAUGCUGCAGCUGUGAGACUUUCUCAACCACAAGGCUCGCUUUCAGACUACCAACAACUGACUCGUGUUGUUAUUGAGGCACUGAAUAUGGCUACUCUAGUCCCUGAUCCCUCGAUGGUUCCAACUUGGCUUGGCACAGGUAUUCUCCUUGCAGAGAAACUGUGCGUCAAAGUGAAGUCUUGGAAAGAAACACUUAAUGCAGCGCUGAAACCAAAUCGCAACCCUGAGCAUUGUCUUGUCAAACCUCAUAAGGGCUUGAGACACAAAUCAGCAUACAUAGUUCCCAAUACACUUCCCCAUGGCUCGCCGCAAAUUUGUCCUACGCGCGCCGUGAAUCGACAGCCUUCAUGCUCCCUUUCAGUGCCUGACUUUUUCAACCUAUUUGUAAUGAGAGAUGUUCCUGUUGUGAUAACAGGCCAAAUGUCGCGCGCACAUGGGUGGGCCGGCCUUGAACAAUGGAGAGACUUGAGCUUAUUAGUUGCUAAUCGCGCCAUGGAAGCGCGGCUGGUCCCUGUUGAGUUCGGCGGUUUCGGGGAUCGCAAAGGUGCUGAUAUCAUUUCGCUAGGCAACUUCGUGGAUGAAUAUCUGGUCCCUUCAAAUACCGAACACAUCCCGUUCAGCGGCGCUGCAUGGAAUACUUUGAACAGCCGUGACAAUGCGCAUGGACAGCAUUUUCAGCCGUGCUGUACGCAUGUUGCCUACAUGUCACAACACGCACUUUUUCACCAGUUCCCUGAUCUGCAGAAAAUGUUUUCGAUCCCCUCCUACACGCUUGGUCGUCUUCGACCUGACACCGGAGCUGUAAAUGUCUGGAUUGGGACCAAGAACACAAUCACUGCGCUCCACCGCGACCCGUAUAUGAAUAUUCUUGCGCAGACUGCUGGAUAUAAGUAUGUCAGGCUUUAUUCUGCAGAUCAAACCAAAUUCCUAUAUGCAGAACCGGCCUUACGAGAUGGCAACGGGAACACGUUUGAGCGCAGCCUCGUAGCUGUUGAAGCUCCCGACUUCGAGCUUUUCCCACUUUUUGCGCAUGCAAAAUUUGCAGAAACCUUGCUCGGACCCGGGGACAUGUUGUUCAUUCCCAAAGGAACAUGGCAUCAUGUUCGAAGUCUGACAACAAGCUUCAGUAUAAAUUUUUGGUGGAAAUAA
Molecule: messenger RNA, 1836 nt
Organism: Micromonas commoda
Lineage: Eukaryota; Viridiplantae; Chlorophyta; Mamiellophyceae; Mamiellales; Mamiellaceae
Gene: JMJH
Product: jumonji domain-containing protein
Exons: 1
Coding region: 1-1836 (611 amino acids)
Molecular function (GO): 2-oxoglutarate-dependent dioxygenase activity
Source: RefSeq, a predicted model, not a curated record